UCACAUUCACAUUCACAAACCCAAACCCCCACACGGUCCCUUACCUCGCACGCCAGCCUACCCCGCCGCCGCUGCCGCCGCGGCGACCGAAUUCCGAUGGCCUCCACCGCCGGAGGCGGAGGCCGCCACUGGCUCGACGACGAGGCGCCCGACCUCCGCUCCCGCAUCCGCCAAACCCUAACCAGCAAAUUGGCUCGAUAUUAUCAACCUAGGUAUGCCCCUGAUUCCCAGGAGGCCCAGAGAUUUGUUGCCAACUUUGAGGAGCUGGCACUCAGGGGGACCAACAGUAAGGAAGACUACAUGAGAAACAUAUCAAGCAAGUUGCUCAUUAUGGAGAAAAGAACAAGUGAACAUCUAGAACGGCGAAAGCAAUUACGUAAUCAAUUGCAACUUGCUAAUACAGGUCAGGCUUUACAGGGAGGCAAUUCUUCUGUGAGGCCAGAGGCAGGGAUGAUGGCUACUCCACGGCCAACUUCUCAGCCUAUGAUGCCUCAAACUUCAGGCCUAGUGCCCAACCAGCACAUGGUUUACCCUCGCACCACAAACUUGCAGAUCGAGGUUGAGCAAAAGCACCCUGGCGUUAUGACAAUUCCGGAUCAGCGUCCAAAGUUUCAACCCAAAGGGAUCACUACAGUACGGCCGGGUGUCAGUCCGUGGCAGAUGCAAUCAGGAGCCAGUCAGAGUCAGAGCAAAUACGCGUCCAGGCAAGCACAGACUACAAACUUUGUAGGUUGCAGCCCACCAAGUGUGUCAAAGCCAGCUAGGGGACUGACUUCUCUGCAUAAUCACCAACCUGGCCAAAAUGGUAGUUCCGUUGGAAAGCAGCAGCCACAGCUGACAAGGAUGAAUCAGCGAAGUUUAAGUGCCAACCAACAAGAGAUGGACAUGCAAAAGUACCAAAUGCUUAUAGCACAACAAACUGAUAUCUCCAAGAUGCAGCCCAGCCAGCUUGGAGGAUGGAAUAAUCAGAAGGAUACUAGGCAGUCAAAUCUGUUACGGUCACCGGUCGAGGCAUCUGAACGUGAGCCUGUGACUUCACCUCUACAACAGAUUGCAGAUGCUCAACAAAGCACUUUGCUUUGUCAGAACUCCCAGAAUACUGCUACGAUGGACAGUGCUAGAGAAUACGAUCUAAUUGAGGGGAUGUUUUUGCAGAUCAAGUCUUGGAAGGAUGCUUAUUUUACUCAGUUUGUGGAACUGGAACGUCGAAUUGUUGUUCCAACACUAACAGAGGAACAAUUCUUAUCACUACCUGAAGCAAAAGCUAAUGAAUACAAACGUAAAGCAUAUGCCAAGAAAUCAAUCAGAAAGAUACUGAAUUUCUUGCUGUUGGUGAAAAGUGAUGUAAAUGAGGGUUUGAAGUUGGACUUCCCCAAGUACAAAGAAGACAUACAUAAAUUGGUGGCUUUUAUCGAUAGGGGUAAAGCUCACAAUGCAGAGAUGAAUACAGGAUAUCAGUUGCAGAACUGUCAUGAGCAGCCUCAAGUAAUCAAUCUUACUGGCAAUGCAUCGUCAAUCAGUGGUGGUAAAAGUAGACAGCAAAAGCAACCUGCAGACACAAGCAUUUUGCAGUCAAGGCAAACAAAUAUGGCUAGAACACCACCACCUCAUGAACAGAGCAAUGGCAACCACUUGCUAGGAAUAGCAAGUCCUUCUUUCUCUUCACCAGGAUCAUUGCCGUCUUGUUCUUCCAAUAUGUUUGAGUCCUCGACCCCCACACCAGUUGCAAAUCCAGUGGUAGCACCAGCGUCAUGCUGUGCUCCGUUGAUCCCAAUGGACGUUGACAGCAUAUCUGCCUUCUUGUUGCACGACAAUUCAGCACCACCAUCACCAAAAGUAAACGGUUCAGACCAAGUCACUCGUACUAAACUGACAAUACCAUCCUCACCAUGUCAGGCAGACAUAGCAGCUGGUCAAGCAGAGGUUCAGGCGGGAGGUGGAGACGGAACACCGGUGACUGAAAAGCCCAUCGACCGCCUACUGGAUGCAAUACGAUCCUCAUCACCGGCAGCGCUACGCAGCUCAGCUAAUUCAAUUUGGUCUGUCCUCAGCAUCAGCGACACUGUACCACAUGGGCAAAUUGGUGCAAAUAUGGAUGGCAAAUUCUUUCAGCAGCAGUGGGGUGGAUAUAAUACUGUGAGAAAAAUGAAGCGAGUUUUCAAUGAUACAGCAACACACUCUGAAUCGCUACCGCUGGGAAGCAUGGAUGGCAGUUGCAUGGCAUUUGAGUGUGAUGCCUCAAACUCUGGAUCCAGCAGCGAGCAGAACAUUAAGCGGCCGAAAACACCGAAUGCUAAUGAUGCUCUGUUGAAAGAAAUCAAAUCGAUUAAUGACACAUUGAUCGACACAGUGGUCAGCAUAUCUAUGGAUGGGAUCGCCCCUUGUGAUAGCGGGACAACAAUCAAACUGUCUUACAGCGCCGUGUCGCUUUCACCGGCGGUGAAAUCACUCUUUGCAACAUCUGAAACGUCCCUUGUCUUGCCCAUGAAGCUAUUCGUCCCAGCAGAUUAUCCGAGCAGCUCUCCGGUGCCUAUCAGUGACGAAGGAGAUGAGGUGCCAAGGAGGAAUUCCAGCGCCAUCUCGGCCUCAGUAGACGUGGCAUACCGGCACGUCCUCCGUGGUCUCCUGGAACCCUUGUCGAUUGAGGCGAUGGCCAGGGCAUGGGAUGCCUGCGUGCGGAAGGCCGUGACGCAAUUUGCGCACCGGCACGGCGGGGGGACGGUAAACUCGAUAUUUGGUGGGUGGGAGAGAUGCGCUGCCGCAUGAGAAAUGGAUCAGAUUAUAGGAAAGAAAUUAGUGGGGAUCAUAACCAUCUUGGGUACAGGGCAGUAGCAGAAAUGUAGAGACUUGCGUUAUUGACAUCUGGGGCAUAUUUGUAGAUGUAAAGUGUUGUUUUGGAAGCGAUAAAUUUUGAGUGGUGAACGCCAAUGGAUGACUGCAUAUAUGUGAAAUUUGUUGUGCAAUUGUAGACUCUGAAAUGAGGAACAAGAAAACCGAAACUGUAGACAUGUGUUUGAAAAUUGAAAAUUUUCCGAGUUCAAA
This is a messenger RNA of Hordeum vulgare subsp. vulgare (domesticated barley), 3042 nucleotides long. RefSeq names its product probable mediator of RNA polymerase II transcription subunit 15c. The transcript is spliced from 11 exons. The record is from RefSeq and is a predicted model, not a curated record. Lineage: Eukaryota; Viridiplantae; Streptophyta; Magnoliopsida; Poales; Poaceae. Gene Ontology annotation, molecular function: transcription coactivator activity; chromatin DNA binding. Bases 97 to 2766 code for a protein of 889 amino acids. Gene Ontology annotation, biological process: regulation of DNA-templated transcription.